AUGGAUGGUAACUCCUUUAAUGGACAUGAUUCCACAACAACUCUUGCAAGAAAAAGGAGGAGGCUUUUGUUGUCAAAAAAGAAACUCUCUAACCUGGGCCAGAACAAAGAAAACGAACCAACAUCAACACCUACUGCUGGGACAUUGCCCGGCUGUUCCAGGGACACUGCAACAAGAUAUCCUCUCCAGUCCACUAACUCUAACGACUCCCACACUCUACCAUCUCAGUGGCAUUUGGACAUUUUGCAAAACAAAAAAAGAUCAAGAAUUAUUGCUGCCAAUAGGGUGAAUCUGUUCAACCGUUUCAACAAUGCAGACACUUCUCCAUCGUUCCAUGUAGGUGAAUCAUCAAACAUCAGCAAGCGGCAAAGAUUCACCCAAAAACAACUACUCAUUACAACCCCUGCUGCUCUUAACAAUCCCCACACUCCUCCUGAUAUAACAAAUCCACAUUAUGGUUCCUAUCCUAAUCCUAAUGUAAGUAGAACAAGUUAUUCCUCCGAUGAUUCCAAUGGAGAUUCUGAAGAUUGCGACUCAUUUGGACACAACUCUGAUUCAGAUGAUUCCAUGGAACCUCAUGAUAUUCUUGAUCAACACAACCAGUCUUAUUCUGACAUUGGUGACCCGGUGUGGGAAUGUUUAAUUUGCCAAGCUUGCAUGUGGAGCGGUAAAAUUGUUUUACCAUACAUGAAACAACCACCUUUACUGUUAGAAAAGUUACUUCAUCACAAAACUGAUCCUGAGAGCAAGAACUUUCAGGCCAAUAUAAGAACAUACAAUGCAAUGUUUUCUUUUACAUCUCCGGGGAUGAAAUUUGACACCACCAUUCCCAAGGGAGGAGGUCCUCCAACGAUGCGCCUUCACGGUCAAACAUGUCACCGGAUAGGCAGUCUUGUACCACUGCAGGGUGCACUACCACAAUAUGCCCAAUUGUACAUUUACGACACUGACCACGAAAUUACAAAUAGAAUGCGUUGUUUCAAGGACAAUACAUCUAUUGAAACAGCUAUUGUAGCUAAGUUAAAGAGGAUGUUGGAUGAUAACAAUGUUCUUGUGAAAGCAUUUAGAAUGGCACGUGAUAUGUUUAAGGCCAAUCCAUACGUCGAAUUAAGGCUGAAACUUAUCAGUGAUAGACAUGACGAUGGUCGUGUGUAUAAUAUGCCGACUGUUGCGGAGGUUGCUGCCCUUAUUGUUGGAGAUGUUGACACAGGUGAAAUGAGAGACCUUGUGGUCCAAUACCGGAGUGGUAAAUUACAAAGAAUUGAUGAAUUCAAUCCAAGUUAUCUUUCAUAUCAAUACCCAUUGAUUUUUUGCUACGGUGAAGACGGUUACCGGAAUAAUAUCCUUCACAAGUAUCGAGAUGAGACAACUGUUACAAGGAAGAAUAGGCAAUCUAUCAAGGAUUGGCUGUGUUUUCGUCUCCAAGAACGCACAGAUGAACCUAAAACAUUAUUGUACUCAAGGAAACUUUUUCAACAAUUUUUGGUUGAUGGUUACGCUAUGAUGGAAUCAGAACGUCUCAAUUGGCUACGAAAUAAUCAAUCAAAGUUAAGGGUCGGAAAAUACAAUAAUUUGCAACAAAGGUGUGACCAGGGAGAAAAGAAUCCAGGUAACAAACAAGGUAAACGUGUUGUUGUACCUUCUUCUUUUGUGGGAAGCAAACGGUACAUGGAUCAACUGUACUUCGAUGGUAUGGCCAUUUCAAGCAGAUUGGGGUUCCCAGAUUUGUUUAUCACGUUCACAUGCAACCCAAAUUGGCCUGAGAUUACACGGUUGCUGUCCCCGAAAAACUUAAAACCCCAUGAUAGGCCAGACAUUGUUGCUAAAGUUUUCAACAUCAAGUUUAAAGAGCUUAUGGUUGACCUAACAAAAAAACAUAUUCUUGGAAAAGUUAUGGCAUUUAUGUAUACAAUUGAGUUUCAAAAGCGAGGCUUACCCCAUGCACACAUUUUGAUCUUCUUGCACCCCCAAAGCAAGUAUCCAACUCCGUCCGACAUUGAUAACAUAAUUUGCACAGAGAUUCCUGAUCCUGAAAUUCAUCCUGCUUUAUACGCACUGGUGAAAUCCCAUAUGAUUCAUGGACCGUGCGGUCUUUCGCGGCCUGAUUCACGCUGUAUGAGAAAUCGGUAA
This is a messenger RNA of Vicia villosa (hairy vetch), 2130 nucleotides long. RefSeq lists its product as uncharacterized. The transcript has 5 exons. NCBI's taxonomy places the organism in Eukaryota, Viridiplantae, Streptophyta, Magnoliopsida, Fabales, Fabaceae. The record is from RefSeq and is a predicted model, not a curated record. Bases 1 to 2130 code for a protein of 709 amino acids.